Archocentrus centrarchus (flier cichlid) is the source of this 1585-nucleotide messenger RNA. RefSeq names its product endosome-associated-trafficking regulator 1-like. Gene Ontology annotation, cellular component: midbody; centrosome; ciliary basal body. The record is from RefSeq and is a predicted model, not a curated record. Gene Ontology annotation, biological process: regulation of cytokinesis; positive regulation of cilium assembly; positive regulation of protein localization to cilium. NCBI's taxonomy places the organism in Eukaryota, Metazoa, Chordata, Actinopteri, Cichliformes, Cichlidae. The transcript is spliced from 10 exons. The coding region runs from base 162 to 1136 and encodes 324 amino acids.
UAUGGAUCACGUGGACCUGGAGCUGUCGGCUGGGUUUCCGGAUUUGGUUUGAACCCGCGGAGGAGACUCAGGAGGAGGCUGAUCGAUAGUUAUGAUCAAUAAGUGAGCGGAAGCCAACAGACGGACCUAAAUACCUGUCUGCACACCUGUGUGAGUCCGUCAUGUCCAAACAGAGAGGCUGCAAGACUCUGAUCAUCACGGACGAUGAGGAGGUGAAGGAGGAGGAAGAGGAGCUGAACCCCUUCUCCUUCAAAGAAUUUCUGCGCUGGAAGGACCAGGACCCAGACCCGGACCCGGACCCAGACCUGGAGCAGACACACACAAAGUUCAGCGGCUCUCAGAGGUUGUUUGGAAAUUUGGCCUUUGAGCCUGAUGUCAGCAGCUGUAUUUUCCCUGAGCCCUCCCGGGCCCCACAGGAGGAAGAAGAGGAGGCAGAGUGGGGGCGGAGCUUCCAGUCAGGUGUAGACAGCACCUCCUCCCUCUGCACAGAGGAGGAAGAAGAGGAGGAGGAAACCAGGUUCUCCUCCAAACCUGAAGGAGCAGCAGGUAGAGGAGGAGGAGGAGGAGAGAACUAUGAAGGAGAUGAUGAGACCUCUGUGGCUGAGCCAGUCACCUCCUGCAGGAGGAGGAGUGCCAGGAGCAGCCAGAUGCAACAGCUGAAAGAGGAGAAUACCUCACUGAGAAGAACCAUCAGAGAGCUGCAGAGGAGAGCGGAGGCUAAUGAACGCAGGGUGUCAGAGCUGUCAGACGAGCUGCUGCAGAGGAGGCGUCAGGAGGAGAAGGAGGCUCAGGACCUGGAGAGCAUGGUUCACUCUGUGGAGCAGAACCUCCACCUGAUGACGAGACGAGCUGUGAAGGCAGAAAAUGCCGUUUCCAAACUGAAGGUGGAGCUGCAGCAGCUACAGGCCGAGGUGGACUCUCUGCGGGUGGAGAACAACAGCCUGAAGGCGGCAGAGUCUCAGGUCGUUAUGACGAUGAGACAAAAUGCUCAGGUGGCAUCCGAGUACCUGAAUAAGACGGCGAGCCACGCCCACUCCUCCAUCCGGCAGCUGCUGGGGGAAGCAGAGACUCUCCGUUUGGUCUCUCAGCUGCUGCAGUCCAUCGAUAAAAUCUCCUCCCUGAACUCUGAGUCCUGAACUCCUGCGGACCUCCUGCUGGAUCUGCUUAGACCUUUUGGUUGUCAUGGAAUCAGCCAGGUCACUCUGUGAGGUCAGAGGUCAGCAGGUGUUUUAUUUUGAAAGAGCAGCUCACCUGUGCUGACUGUUGAUUGAUGGACACAGAGCUGUGUGUGGUGUUCUCAGCAGUCUGAUGAAGUGUUGAGUAAAGAGCUGCAGUGUGUUUGAUAUUGAUUCAUAAAUUCUUUGAUAAUAUUCAGUUCAAUUCAGUUUUAUUUAUAUAUUGCCAAAUCACAACAAGCGGUUGCCUCAAGCUGCUUUAUAGUGUAAAGACCCAUCAAUAAUUAUAAUAAUAAAGCACUUUGUUAAUCAGCUGUUUGUUUCUGUGUGUUGAUGACAUCACAGAUCAACUCAUGAUCCUCCAAACUCAGAUUUCUGUGUGUCCUGCUGUCAGAGGCUGCGUGGAGCAG